UCGGUCAUCUGUGCACAUCAUGAUGUUCCGCUCCAUCCGCGCUGCUGCCUCCAUGACCACGCGUCGCGCAUCUUACAUGAGCGUGCGAUCGUUCUCUCUUCCAUCGCAUGAAGUGGUGGGUUUGCCUGCGCUGUCUCCCACGAUGGAGCAAGGCAACUUGUCCAAGUGGUUGCUCAAGGAAGGCGACGCGAUCUCUGCAGGUGACAUUAUUUGCCAGAUUGAGACGGACAAGGCAGUUGUCGACUACGAAGCGCAGGACGAUAUGUUCCUUGCUCGCAUUCUCGUCGCCGAAGGCGCGGAGGGCAUUGUUGUGGGUCAACCCAUCAUGGUGACUGUUGACUCGGAAGCCGAUAUCGCCGCAUUCAAGGAUUUCCAACCGGAAGUCGCCGCUGCCGCGCCCGUCGCACCGAAGUCCCCCGAGGAAAUUCCUCCCCAGAAGCAUGAAGUCAAACUUGACCCUGCCACACAUGCCCCUGUCGUACCGUCGGACUUCCUCGUGACCCCUCAAGUCCCUCACAAAAUCGUGCCCGGUCCUGCUAUUCCUGCGCCUGUCGUGGCUAAAGCUGCACCUGUCGUGGCUAAAGCUGCAUCUGUCGCCCCUUCACCCCCUGCCGCUACCGCACCCUUGGCUUCGUUCAACAAGUGGGGGCUUGGCGUUAACAAGAGUGCCAUCUCGCACAGCUUGGCGCAACGACAAAAAGCAUACUUGGCCCUGUAUGGCCCCACUGGCACGUUUCCCAUUUCCAAGGCAUAAGUUGCUACGAUAGUGUUGGUGGCGUGCUUGAAUGAGCAGUUUUUACAUGUGCAAGUUGCCAUAGAACGACUUACUUCAACCUCUUGGUUGUAACGAUUAUGACUGCAAUACAUGACAUGCAUACA
Aphanomyces astaci is the source of this 879-nucleotide messenger RNA. RefSeq lists its product as hypothetical. The record is from RefSeq and is a predicted model, not a curated record. Lineage: Eukaryota; Oomycota; Saprolegniomycetes; Saprolegniales; Verrucalvaceae. Gene Ontology annotation, molecular function: dihydrolipoyllysine-residue acetyltransferase activity. The coding region runs from base 20 to 754 and encodes 244 amino acids. Gene Ontology annotation, biological process: pyruvate decarboxylation to acetyl-CoA. The transcript has 2 exons. Gene Ontology annotation, cellular component: pyruvate dehydrogenase complex.